AUGGCUCAGAUUCCUAACCUUGAUAAUGCCCCCAUCAAUCUCACUUCCAUUAGGGAACAGUCUCAAAAGGAGCUCCUCAACAUCCUCAAGAAUGUUCGUGGAAAGAAGUGUUUGGUCAUUGAUCCGAAGCUCGGGGACUCUCUCUCGCUUAUUAUACAGACAUCCAUUCUCAAGGCACUUUUCUUGCCCUUAGAGCAUGGAAUUGAAUUGCGACAUCUUUCUGGUGAUCCAAUUCAGACUGACUGCAGCAAAGUAGUUUACCUUGUGCAUGCUCAGCCCAAGUUGAUGAGAUUCAUAUGUUCUAAUAUUCAUAAUGAUCUAUCGAAAGGACUGCAAAGAGAAUAUCAUGUUUAUUUUGUCCCCCGCCGCACUGUUGUUUGUGAGAAAGUUCUUGAGGAAGAGAAAUUACAUCAUAUGGUUACAAUUGGGGAAUAUCCCUUGUAUAUUGUACCAAUGGAUGAAGAUGUAUUAUCAUUUGAACUUGAUCUCUCUUACAAAGAAUGCCAAGUUGAUGGUGAUACAGGAUCCCUUUGGCACAUUGCUAAAGCUAUUCACAAACUUGAGUUUUCUUUUGGAGUGAUACCAAAUGUGAGGGCAAAAGGAAAAGCAUCAGUGGGUGUUGCGGACAUCCUAAAUCGAAUGCAAGCUGAGGAACCAGUUAACUCAUCUGAUAUAGAGAGGUACAACCUGUUUUCCAUCUCAUCUCCAUUAUGCAGGACUGAUAGUCUCUUUGGGGAUGUUAUACUCGGUGCCCUUUGCCAUGAAUUGGUCUUCUUUCUACACAUCAAUAAUGGCUCUGUAGAGCUUGAUGCAUCUAUUAUGGGUCUCCAACAAGAAGGGAAAAAAACCAAAGUUCCACUAAAUUCAAGUGACAAGCUUUUUAAGGAGAUACGGGAUCUCAAUUUCGAAGUUGUUGUCCAGAUUUUGCGGCAAAAAGCUACUUCCAUGAAGCAAGACUACACAGAAAUGACAACUACUACACAGACAGUUUCCGACUUGAAGGACUUUGUGAAAAAGCUGAACUCAUUGCCAGAGAUAACUAGGCACAUAAAUCUUGCCCAGCAUCUAUCAACAUUCACAUCAAAGCCUUCAUUUCUUGGGCAACUUGAUAUCGAACAUACAAUUGUGGAGGCCCAGAGUUAUGACAUAUGCUUUGAUUAUAUUGAAGAACAGAUCCAUAAGCAGGAGCCUUUGACAACAGUUUUACGCCUUCUCAUCCUAUUUUCUAUUACUAAUGCUGGGUUGCCAAAGAAGCAUUUCGACUAUUUCAGGAGAGAACUACUCCACAGCUAUGGAUUUGAGCACAUAGCAAUGCUAAACAAUUUAGAGAAAGCUGGACUAUUUAAAAAGCAGGAGUCAAAAAGCAAUUGGCUUACUAUAAAACGUGCGCUGCAGCUUGUGGUUGAAGACACUGAUACGGCCAACCCCAAUGAUAUUGCUUAUGUCUUCUCUGGAUAUGCACCACUCAGCAUUCGACUGGUCCAGCAUGCCAUUCGAUCAGGAUGGCGUCCUGUCGAAGAAAUUUUGAAGCUAUUGCCUGGACCACAUUUGGAAAUGAAGAGGGGCGGCUUCUCAAAUAGCCCAUCAUUUGACACCUUAUCAGGGGUUUCAUCCAGCGUAGCUAAAGUACCAGAUGGAAGACGGGCCCUGGUGCUUGUUGUCUUUGUUGGGGGUGUUACCUUUGCAGAGAUUUCUGCACUCCGAUUUUUGAGCACUCAGGAGGGCAUGGCAUACGAUUUGAUAAUUGCAACUACGAAAAUAGUCAAUGGUCAAACCUUGAUUGAAACGUUUAUGGAAAAGCUAGGUUGA
Molecule: messenger RNA, 1809 nt
Organism: Sphenostylis stenocarpa
Lineage: Eukaryota; Viridiplantae; Streptophyta; Magnoliopsida; Fabales; Fabaceae
Source: the annotation of a GenBank genome assembly